Molecule: messenger RNA, 321 nt
Organism: Aspergillus japonicus CBS 114.51
Lineage: Eukaryota; Fungi; Ascomycota; Eurotiomycetes; Eurotiales; Aspergillaceae
Exons: 2
Coding region: 1-321 (106 amino acids)
Biological process (GO): mitochondrial respiratory chain complex IV assembly
Cellular component (GO): mitochondrial inner membrane; mitochondrion
Source: RefSeq, a predicted model, not a curated record
AUGUCCUCCAUCCUCCGCAAACUCCAGGGUGGAAACCUCGAGGUCUUCAAGUUCGGAACCUACAUCCUCUUCCCCAUCGGCUGGAUGUACUACUUCGGCACGAACCUCGACGACCGCUUCACCGUCCAGGGCUUCUGGCCCACCGCUGAACAAUCCCACAAGAUCCCGCUCGAGAAGGAGGAGAUCGACCGCGAACUGAACCGCAUGCGCAUGAACGAUGCCAUCCGCCGAGAGCGGAGACAGCGCGAGGCGGAGGCGGAGGCGGAGCUGCAGCUGGCUCAGGCCCGGGCGCAGACGGAGGGAUCUGCCAGCGCGGAGUGA